UGCGUUUGACAGACAGCAAGUAUAUGUCGGCAAAUAUGAUGCACAUGAAGCAAUGGAUGCCAACAGCUAGCUAGCCAGUUAAAUCGGCUGUCGGCUAACGUUAAUGUCUUUGCGUUUGAAUUAAGCUUAUCCUUAUCAAGGCUAUGGACUGGGACUUGCUAGACCUUAACUCUAGGAUAAUAUCGGCCGUGAAGAAAGCAAACGUGAAGUCGGCGCGGGAGAUACUGAGUCUUACGUGUUUCGAUCUGCAGCGCCUGACUCAGCUCUCUCAGGUGGACGUGAAGCUUUUAUACACCGCAGUCGCGACCGUCUACCGUAAAGCACCGCCAGUCACAGCAUUGCAGCUGUACCAGAGAGAAUGCCCUGCCGCGGAAUCCUGGCAGAGGUUGACUCUGGGAUGUCCCGUGCUGGACAGUCUGCUACGAGGCGGCGUACCGUUGAGUGGCAUCACAGAGCUGGCUGGGGAGAGUGGUGUGGGGAAGACGCAGGUCGGCCUGCAGCUGUGUUUGACUGUGCAGUACCCCCAGGAACACAGGGGACUUGGCUCAGGAGCUGUGUACAUCUGCACGGAAGACUCUUUCCCCAUCAAGCGCCUACGACAGCUCAUUACCCAGCAGUCCCUGCUCAGGCCCGAGCUCCCUGCUGAGCUGGUGCACAGCAUUCGCUUCAGUGACAACAUCUACAUCGAGCACACUGCUGAUCUGGCGGCGCUGCAGACCUGUGUGACACGGCGGGUGCCGAUCCUUCUCUCUCGGGGCCUGGUUCGGCUGGUGGUGGUGGACUCGGUGGCCGCCCUUUUCCGCUGCGAGUUCCAGUCAGAUGAGACCGUUGAGAGAGCUCGCCAUCUGCUGGCCUUCGCAAGCGCUCUUCAGCGUCUCAGCCACUCCUUCCAAGCACCUGUGCUGUGCAUCAACCAGGUGACAGAUGUUGUGGAUAAUUUCGAUCCUGCCAGGUGUAGUUUUGGGCUGGUGGAGACCAGGGUACUUCCUGCGUUGGGAAUGGCCUGGGCCAACCAGGUGCUCCUGAGGCUAAUGCUGCGGCGGCUGGAGGGACAGAGCGAGGCAGGGGGCUCGGGCGGCGUGCCCCGAAAGCUGGAGGUGGUGUUCGCCCCCCACCUGCCCCAAGCGUCCUGUCUGUGCAGUGUGGGAGUCGAGGGGGUGAGAGGAAUCCCUCCUGAACCGCAGCCCUCGGGUCUGGGAAUCCAGUGAGGAGACCGCACACUUAUUCCUGUAGUGACUCAUUCGCUCCAAUGAUGCAAACUUUGUGCUACAGCUGCAACAGGACCAGGCUGGUAAUCAGGAGCUUGAAACACACAUGUGGCCUAAGAGUAUGCGUGAAAGUACAGUGCAGGACCAAGAGAAACGGCUUCACUCUGUCCUGGCCAGGAAUGACAUUUCACACAAACUGGACGUGUACAACAGGAAGCAGUGGAACGUUCUUUAUUAUUUAUCUUUCUGUGUAAUAUUACCAUAGAAUAUUUUGCGAGACAAAUAUUUCACCACAGGGGAGAGGGACGCAGCCAGCUCAGCGGGCAGCCUGGAGAGGAGCAGCCACUGCAGUGUAGCACAGAAGUGGUCCAGAGUCUGCCCUGCCCAACCCCCGACCUCCCUACCACCCACAGUGCCACCCACAGGAAGGAACAGAUAGUGCACUUAAAAAAAACACACACACAACAUGGCAGAUCAUCAACUGCUAAAACAGGGUUAUGUCAUGCAAGUCACCCAGUAAGCCCAGUCGUACAGGAUCAGAAGUCAGUGGGUUCAUCUCACUACAACCUUGCCCCUUUGCCACUGUGUUGCCUAUGUAGUUUCAAUGACUUAAAGUACCACAGUGUGUUUAAUUCUGCCUUUUUAAGUGAAGCACAAAACAGAUAACCACAGAAGCCACUCAGAGCAUUAAUCACAUUUUUAGUUUCCUAACAGCCAUGGACCACUGUGCCCGAGACCAAAAGCAGAGAGGAGAUCAAGACCAAUAUGGAGGCAGAGAUAUCUGAUAUGUAUGUGUAAAUAACAGUUCUGACAAGAAGACUAAUCGCAUUUUCAAGACUGACAAAGGCUGCAAAUUGUCAGCCCUGAAGCUGAGACCAGUGUCUAGAGUUAAGAUGCCAUCACUUUUUCUCUGCAGUCUUCUUUAGAUCAUACACAUUGGAAUGGUAAUACAUGUGAUGUCCACUACAGUCUUAGAUUAUGUGUUUCUCUUAGUUUAGCUAGGUUUGAGUGUAGCUCCAUUUUGUAAAAAGAUCAUUUUUGAACAGGAACACAAUGAAAUGCAAGUUUAAUGAGAAGAUACGUGGACAAGGGGCAGGUUUUGUGACAGUAUACCAUAUGUUGAAAAUGUACACAGUAAUAUGUAUCAAAAGAAGACUUCAUUACCUCCAACUGAAUAUCCAUAUGUGCCUCCAAAUGUAAAACAUCUUCAGUCACUGUGGUGCUAAUUCAGUAACCCUUGUUUUUUUU
This is a messenger RNA of Megalops cyprinoides (Indo-Pacific tarpon), 2456 nucleotides long. It is a transcript of the gene xrcc3, whose product is annotated as X-ray repair complementing defective repair in Chinese hamster cells 3. The coding region runs from base 144 to 1208 and encodes 354 amino acids. Gene Ontology annotation, biological process: telomere maintenance via recombination; double-strand break repair via synthesis-dependent strand annealing; t-circle formation. Lineage: Eukaryota; Metazoa; Chordata; Actinopteri; Elopiformes; Megalopidae. Gene Ontology annotation, cellular component: Rad51C-XRCC3 complex; replication fork. Gene Ontology annotation, molecular function: ATP-dependent DNA damage sensor activity; four-way junction DNA binding; ATP binding. The transcript is spliced from 7 exons. The record is from RefSeq and is a predicted model, not a curated record.